AUGGAAAAUUUCAUUGCUACCCAAGCUCAACAAAAUAAGGAUUUCCUUAACCAAAAUGUUCACACCGGUGAACAAUUGAAGCAACUAGCAACUAAGGUAGAUGCCCUAGCAACCCAUAAUAAGAUGUUAGAAACUCAGAUUGCUCAAGUGGCCCAACAACAAGCAACUACUUCCGCACCUGCUGGAUCAUUUCCUGGUCAACCACAACCUAAUCCUAAAGGGCACGCUAAUGCCAUAAUACUACGAAGUGGAACUGAGCUAGAUGGACCAAUCGAUCCAAGGCUUCAGAACCCAACCAUGUAUCAGAAACCUGAUAAAGCGACUGAAAAACCAAGAGAACAACUUGAAACUGAAAAGGAGGAUGAGAAUGAAGAGGCAUCUAAAAAAGAGAAACCUUACGUGCCUCCCCCGCCAUAUAAACCACCGAUUCCAUAUCCUCAAAGACUUGCUAAGUCUAAGAAUGAGGGACAAUUUAAGAAAUUUGUAGAGCUUCUGAAACAACUAAAUGUUACCAUUCCUUUUACAGAAGCUAUUACCCAAAUGCCCUCAUAUGCUAAGUUCUUAAAGGAGAUCUUGUCCAAUAAGAAGAAGAUAGUAGAAAAUGAAACUGUUACACUAACUGCUGAGUACAAAGCCUUAUGUGAUUUAGGAGCCAGUGUUAGUUUAAUGCCUUUAUCCAUUUGUGAAAAACUCAAACUAGGUGAAUUGAGACCGACAAGGAUGUCUUUGCAAUUAGCUGAUCGAUCUGUUAAAUUUCCCGUAGGAAUGCUCGAAAAUGUACCUGUUCGCAUAGGACAAGUCUAUAUCCCCACUGAUUUCAUCAUAAUGGACAUUAAAGAAGACUCUAAUAUCCCUAUUAUACUAGGAAGGCCAUUCUUAGCAACUGCUGGUGCCAUUAUAGACGUGAAGAAAGGAAAGCUAACAUUUGAGGUCGGAGAAGAAAAAGUAUAG
Vicia villosa (hairy vetch) is the source of this 951-nucleotide messenger RNA. RefSeq lists its product as uncharacterized. The coding region runs from base 1 to 951 and encodes 316 amino acids. Gene Ontology annotation, molecular function: aspartic-type endopeptidase activity. The record is from RefSeq and is a predicted model, not a curated record. NCBI's taxonomy places the organism in Eukaryota, Viridiplantae, Streptophyta, Magnoliopsida, Fabales, Fabaceae. The transcript has 2 exons. Gene Ontology annotation, biological process: proteolysis.